AUGGCUGCGGACGGCAAGUUCUUCGCGUACGCGUGUCUGGGCCCCAAGCAGAAGUUCGAGCCGUUUCACUACGAGCCGGCCCCGCUGGGACCCAACGACGUGCAGAUUAAAGUCACGCAUAACGGCCUGUGCCACACGGACCUGCACAUGCGUGACAAUGACUGGAACAACGCGACGUACCCGUUAGUAGCAGGCCACGAGGUGGUGGGCAUAGUGGAGCAGGUCGGCGCCAACGUCACCACGCACAAAGUCAAGCACCUGUGCGCGGAGGGCUACACGGGGCUCAUCCUCAACGGCAACAAGGGCGGCUUCCAGCCGCGCCUGCGCGCCCCCGCUGACUUCGCCAUCAAGCUGCCGGAUGGGUUGGAUUCUGUCGAUGCCGUUCCCCUCAUGUGCGCCGGCAUCACGGUCUACAGUCCCCUACGCGCGCACAUCACCCGUCCGGGCAUGAAAGUGGGCGUGAUCGGCGUCGGCGGGCUGGGCCAUCUCGCUUUACAGAUCGCGCGGGCCAUGGGGGCACACGUGACUGCCUUCUCCACCUCGCCCAGCAAGGAGGAGGAGGCCAAGAGAAUGGGCGCGUAG
Molecule: messenger RNA, 582 nt
Organism: Closterium sp. Naga37s-1
Lineage: Eukaryota; Viridiplantae; Streptophyta; Zygnematophyceae; Desmidiales; Closteriaceae
Source: the annotation of a GenBank genome assembly